UUCAAAUAUAAUAUUUGAAGUAUAGAAAGUUAUAAGAAAUAUUAAAUGUUGACUGGUUGAAUGUAUAUAAAUUUUAGAAAAUAUGAGAAAAAUACAAGAAAAACGCAUUUUUAUUGGAAAUCUUCCAAUAAAUGUUUGCAAACAAGAUCUAGAAAGAUGGCUUUCAUUGUUUGGAAAAACUACAGGUCCUUUGGAAAUUAUUCGAAAACUUGAAGGUAUAUAUUAAGUAUAAAAGAUAGAAGGAUAGUAGAAAAAAAACAGGAUAUGAGAAUUGUUUUGCAUAUGCAUCAUUAGAAAUGACAGAAGAAUCAUGGUUUCGUUUUCAACGUGAAUCAAAGGAGAACAUUUUUAUUUCUUGCCAAUUACGGGUAGAAGAAGCAAAACCAUCAUAUCAAGAUCUAAAAAAUAUUGAAAACGAGAGGAAUAAAUUAGAUUCUAUUUUUAAAGUAAAGUCAAGGAAGAAAUGGACAAGAAAUCUAUUAUAUGGAAGUUUAGCAAAAAAUCAAAAUUUGAUUAAGGAUGAAAUGGUAAAUCAUGAGACAAAGGGAUGGUUUAAGGGUCCUUAUGGGCGCGCAAUCUCUAUUAUGCGUUUUAGAGAUGUGAUUACUGGUAAAAAAAAGAUACUUUUUGAUCCUAUAGAAAAAAUAAAUUUAAAAAAAUUAUAUGGUAAAAUAAUUGAUAAAAGUGUUUUAGAACUUACAUACUUUUUUGAUGAUUCAUCUGGCCAAUGGUUUAAUGGAAUGUUUGAUCAGAUAAACUCCGAAAGAAAUGAUAUAAAAAUAAAUGAAAAAUUAUUAGAGAAAUCACUUAAUGAAGAAUUCAAGCAAGAAAAACAGAAGAAUUUGUUUAUUUUAAAUAAAAUAUUUCAUGAUCCUUUAAUAGAAGAGAAAUUGAAUAAAGAAAAUGAAUCUAACCUAGCUAAUUUUAAAGAACACAUUUUUUAUGAACUACAAAAUUCUUCAAAGUCAUUUAAUAAAGAUGAUUAUAUAAAUGCAGAGGCAUUUCUUACUAACGAAUCAAUAAUUAAGGAUGAUUUGCUAAAUGAACCAAAUUCCGAAAAAGCUUUAAAAACAAAAAAAUCUAUUGUUAAUUUGAAAGAAUUAAAAUCUAUAUUUUCUUCAAAAAAAGAAGUGGACUUGCAAAAUAUUCAAGAAAAUAAUUUUUGUUUUUUUGAUGAUAAUUCGAGUUCAGAUGAUAAAAUUAAUAAUGAAAAUAACAAGGAAGCAAAUAUAAAUGCAAAUAACAUUCCUAUAGUUAAUAAGAGGUGUUUUUUUAAUAACUAUUCUCGCGAAUUUCCUUUAUUUUUUCCUCAUUUUGAUAAUGCAGAAUUAUAUGCUUUAUCUGCUUUCAGCAAAGUUCCUAGCAUAUUUUCUCAAGAAAUUGAUAAUGAAGAGAUUGAAAAAAAAUGGAUAGAUACUAGAAAGGAAUUUACACGGGAUUGGAAACGUAAAUGGAAAGAUGCUCAAAAAAGAAAACGGAGGUUCCUUCGUAGAAAAAUCUAAUUAAUCGUAUCUAAUCAUCAUAAAGAAUAUAUUUGAUAAUAUCCUAUCUCUAGUGUAAUAUAUUAAG
Pneumocystis murina B123 is the source of this 1569-nucleotide messenger RNA. RefSeq lists its product as hypothetical. Bases 297 to 1502 code for a protein of 401 amino acids. Lineage: Eukaryota; Fungi; Ascomycota; Pneumocystomycetes; Pneumocystales; Pneumocystaceae. The record is from RefSeq and is a predicted model, not a curated record. The transcript is spliced from 4 exons.